AUGAGGCUGUCUUGUGAAUGUUUUAUCUACUCCAUCAAUCGAGAAAUUCACCAGGGCCAUUUGGAAGAAAAUGUAUUCCAGGAGAGCCUACCAGGAAGGAAUUUGUUUGGGCACCAGGGCUACCUGUGGUGUUUCAGGUUGUUUUCUGAGAACCCUACACCUUACACUCUGGGUACCUCCAGAUCAUCAGUUACUCGAUGUAAACCAGGGGCCAACUACCCCAGUUCCCACAGUGGUAUCAGUAGACAACUCUCCCCUCUUUCUGUCACUGAAGAUUCUUCUGCUCCUAUUUUUGAACUUCAAAGCCGAGGAUCCUCUGGAGUUUGCGGACACAGAGUCGAAAGGCAGAACAGAUCAGGGGAGGAUGGAACACAGACUCUUCCUGAGAACAGCAGUCAAGAAAACAGAAGCAAGGCUCGCUGCCAGUCCUGCACGUCCAUGGUCCUGAAGGCUGUCUGGGGACUCUUGAUCAUCUUGUCAGUGUCAUCAUCUUGGGUUGGAACCACACAGAUUGUAAAAAUUACUUACAAGAACUUCUACUGUCCAUUUUUCAUGACUUGGUUUUCAACAAACUGGAACAUUAUGUUUUUCCCAGUCUAUUAUUCCGGUCAUCUGGCCACUGCUCAAGAAAAACAAUCUCCGAUGAAAAAAUUCAGGGAAUGCAGUCGGAUUUUUGGUGAAGAUGGUCUGACAUUGAAGCUCUUUCUUAAAAGAACUGCUCCCUUUUCUAUUCUAUGGACUUUGACUAAUUACCUGUAUUUACUGGCUUUAAAGAAGCUGACAGCCACGGAUGUCUCUGCUCUGUUCUGUUGUAACAAAGCCUUUGUCUUCUUGCUGUCGUGGAUCGUGCUGAAAGACAGGUUCAUGGGAGUAAGGGUAAUGGCACACUUGAUUCAAUGUGUGAGGACACCCAUAAUCGUAAAUCCUUGGCAUCGGGAGAGCUCCUCUGUUUCAUGGAAUUUCUGUCAAACUUUCCCCAUUGGUUCUGAGUACAAAUUGGAAUUUGAAGAUGCAUUAGGACACCCAGGCAAUUACCAUAUCAUGAAAGGAUAA
This is a messenger RNA of Leptonychotes weddellii (Weddell seal), 1053 nucleotides long. Lineage: Eukaryota; Metazoa; Chordata; Mammalia; Carnivora; Phocidae. The record is from RefSeq and is a predicted model, not a curated record.